AUGGAUUCUUCAAAACCACAACAAUUUCACCCUGUGAUUCCUCAUUCACGCACUGUUUCUGGGUCUCGGGAUGGUUCUAAUGCUGGUGCUGAUUUGGAUGGUUCUGUCAGAGCAUCAGAUUCCGCCGGAAACAACCAACCGGAACUGUCACCUCAUGGUAGCGGUAGUUCAGAAAGCAAGAGAAAGAAGAGAUCGACAGGUGGUGAACUGAAGGAAGAUGAUGAUACGGAGAUCGCGAAUCAGUCUACGCCCAAGAAACGCUAUGAAUUUGAAUCAUCAAAGGGGAAAGAAAAAGGCGAAAAUACCACCCUCGGUGAAGAAGAGAGGCUCUUGGAGGGCGUUAUUGCCGAAUUAGAACAAGAAUCGAAUGUGUCCUAUGCGGACUUGAGCUGGGAAAAGUUAAAAAUGCGGGCAAGACGCUUGGAGAAAGAGAUAAUGGGUGUGUCUGAUACUGAUACAUAUGUAAUGAAGAUAAUGAGUUUGUCUGAUUUUGAUACAGAUGUAGUUCUUGCGAUGAAUCCGUUUAAUGACGAUAGCAUUUGGGGAGAAAAAGACGAUGAGGAUUAUAAUAAUCCAGCAGAAGAAAUAACAGUCGAUGGUGAAAGUGAUACGAAAGGUAAUGAUCAAGAUUCUGGUGAUGAUCAAGGAGAUACGAAAGGUUCAAAAGAUUUGAAGGAUUUAAUUGAACAAGAAUUCGAUGGUGAAAGUGAUACGAAAGAUUCAAAAGAUUCAUCUGAUGUAGAAAUCAAAGAUGAAAGUGAUGCUGAAGAUUCAAUAUCGUCGUCAUCAGAAAUCUGUGAUGUAAGUGAUACGAAAGAUCCUUCAGAUUCGUCAUCGGAAGAUUCAUCGUCAACAGGUUCAAAGGGUUCGUCUGAAACCGAUGAUGAUCAUAAUCAUAAGAAAGAUUCAAAAGAUUCAUCGACAUUUUGGCUGGAACGAAAACUGAUGAAGAUCAUAAGGGCAUUGAUGAUAGCCAUUGGAAAUAUUCUACAUGUUCACCAACCGGAAGAUGCGAUUGAAAAAUUCUUCAAUGGUGGAAGAUGCGAAGGAAGGCACUCAACGGUUCUUCGUUCCUCUCCCGUCGUCGGCAGCAAAGAAGAUCAAAGGGAAGACCCCCCCUGUGCUCAUCUUCGUCGGAUUAAGGAGGAGAAGCACGAUUGGAAUCAGAAAUCGGGAAGCACUUCCAAAAUCGGGGAAAAGCAACAGCAGCAGAUGGCAGUGAAGUGGUGCUCGGUGCCUGUUAUGGAGUCUACAAAAGGAGGUGAACACAAAGGCAACAGUAGAUUUUAG
Molecule: messenger RNA, 1290 nt
Organism: Lactuca saligna
Lineage: Eukaryota; Viridiplantae; Streptophyta; Magnoliopsida; Asterales; Asteraceae
Source: the annotation of a GenBank genome assembly